This is a messenger RNA of Emiliania huxleyi CCMP1516, 4614 nucleotides long. RefSeq lists its product as hypothetical. Gene Ontology annotation, molecular function: GTP binding; 3'-5' exonuclease activity; nucleic acid binding. Gene Ontology annotation, biological process: protein secretion; regulation of exocytosis; nucleobase-containing compound metabolic process. NCBI's taxonomy places the organism in Eukaryota, Haptophyta, Isochrysidales, Noelaerhabdaceae. The record is from RefSeq and is a predicted model, not a curated record. Bases 1 to 4614 code for a protein of 1537 amino acids. The transcript is spliced from 6 exons.
AUGGCGGCCACGCUUCGCGGCGCCGUCGAGGCGGCGACGCCCGCCGUCGGCAUCGACGUCGAGUGGCGCCCUGACGACUGGGGCGGCGGGCGGCGCGGCGGGCGGCCCAACCCCGCGGCGCUGCUGCAGAUCGCUGUGCCGCGCGCGACCUCGGUCGCCGUCGACGUCGGCGGCGUGACGCAGGCGGAACGCGUCUUCCUCCUCCACCUUGGCGACGGCAGCGUUGGCCGCGUGGGUGAGACGCUGCGAUCGGCGCUGCUUGCUUUGCUCGGCAGCGAGGCGGUGGCCAAGCUCGGCUACGGCUUCGACGAGGACGUGGCGAGGCUGAGCGCGGCGCUGCGUUGCCGCCUCGUCGUCCGCAGUGUCGUCGACCUGCAGCAGAUCUACGCUACUUCCGCCAAGCUCGAGCUGCCGCCGCUGCACGCGGCGUGUUGGGCGGUGCUGGGCGCGAAGCUCGACAAGUCGAAGCUGCUGCAGUUCUCCGACUGGCGGAGCUGGCCGCUCUCGGGCGCGCAGGUGGGCUACGCGGCGGCGGAUGCCGACGUGCUGAUCGCGAUCGCGCGCGGCCUCUUCGGGCCGUCGCCGGCGUUGAUGAGGGCGUGGGCGUCGGCCGUCGCGGCGGGGACGGGCGGCGCGUGGCGGGAACCGGCGGGCGAUGCGCAGGACGAGGAGGAGCAGGGCGAGGAUGAUGGUGAGGAGGGUGGCGAGGAGGGUGGCGAGGAGGAGGAGGAGGAGGGUGACGAGGAGGAGCCGCGCAUGUCGCUUGCUGCUCCUCUGCCGCCGCCGCCGCCGCCGCAGUUCGCCGCGGAGGUCGCGCAGGCCGCGUACGCCGGCGUCUUCCUCGAUGCCGCCAGCGUCGCGCUGCUGUCGUCGCGGAUGCCGCCCAAGCACGGCAGCAUCCCAGCCCAGCCGCACCUCACGCUCGCGCACAAGCCGAACGCGAGCACGACCCGCGCGCUGCGGCCGUGGGUGGGCACCACCGUCGAGCUGAUCCUGGGCGGCGAGGCGCACGACGCGCAGGGCCACGCGGUGCGCGUGGUGGGCGUGGCGCCGCCGCACGCCGAGCUGCUGUCGCUCUGCGAGAACGCGCACCCGCACGUGACCCUCUCGAGCGCCAUCGGCACGCCGCACGCCUACUCGAACGCACUGCUGGAGAAGGCUGCGGCCAAGGCUUGUGCUUCUGACUCCACCGAUGGCGCCACCGCAACUGCUGCUGGAGUGGAUGGUGGCGCGGUGGUCGUGGUGCGUGGCACGGUGGGCUUCGUGUUGCAGGCGGCGGACAGCGGGCUGGGCGCGCUCCCCGCCAAGCUGCGUCAGCAGAUCGAGGACUUUGUCGACGACGCCCACCCGGGCUCCAAGCUGCGCCUCAAGCCCGAGCAGCUCGACGCGAGGGAGCGGCACCUGGUGCACGCGUACGCGGAGAGCUGCGGAGUGAUGAGCGAGAGCACGGGGAAGAAGGGCAAGGGCGCCGCCGACCAGCGCCGGCUGACGCUGACGAUACCGCUGCGCGGCAAGAAGAAGGUCGACGCGGGUGGUGGUGCCGACGGCGGUGGCGGCGCGGGAGGCACGAUUGUGGCGCAUGCGGGUGACCUCGACAAAACCAAGGGCAAGAAGAGGGCGGCAGGCGCGGGUGGCGGCAGCAGUGGCGGCACGCGGAGCGAGCAGCGGCAGCUGGUGACGGACGGAGCGCAGCUCGAUCGGCUGCUGCAGCUGGCGCCGCUUGUUGCUGGCGAGUGCGGCGACGGCGACGGCGACGGCCUCUCUGGUGCUGGUGGCGGCGCGGGCGCGUUUGCGACGCUCGAGGAGGCGCUGCGCGGGCUGAGCGGCAGCACGCCGGCGCUGCUUCCGCUGUGCCGCGCGCUGGAGGCGCUCGGCGAUGCUGCCGGAGCGGUGGCGCAGGAGGCGGGGGAGGCACCAACGGACGCCUCCACUGGCACGCUUCCCAUCGGCCGCGACGGCCUGCUCGCAUUCGAGGAGACCAACCAGCUUGCCGAUCGCAAGGUCAUCAUCUUGGACGUGGAUGGCGUGCUGCAUCCCUUCUCGUCCACAUCGCCCUUCAGCGCGCCAUGCAUGGCGGCGCUGCGCAGCGUCGUCGAGCAGACGGGCGCGGCCCUCGUGCUCUCGUCGUCGUGGCAGGGCCUGCCGAGCACCGUCGCAAAGGUGAACGCUGCACUCGAGGCGCAUGGCUUGCCGCGCGUGAGUGCGCAGACGGUCUGCCCGAACGAGGCCGGGUACGCGAGCACUGGCGCAGACGCCAGGAGCCGUGCGAGCGAGAUUCUCCGCUGGGUGGAGGCCAAUGCGGACCGCUGCACCGGCGGCUGGGUUGCCAUCGACGACAUGCACCUGCAGAGGCUGCUGCCCGGCGGCAACUUCGUGCGUACCGAGGCCGAGGUUGGCCUGACGGAAGCCAACGCAUGGUCCGCAGUCAUGAUGCUCGGCGGCUCGUCUGCAAAAGAGCAGCGCACUGGCAGCGAGGAGGAGGGCAAGGGCGAGGAGGAUGAGGAGAGCGAGGAGAGCGAGGAGGAUGAGGAGGGCGAGGAGGGUGGCGAAGGCGGUGUCGCCUUCAUCAUGCGCGGCCUGCCCGGCAGCGGCAAGUCCAGCCUCGCCACGCGGCUCGCCGCCGCAUGGCGCCACGCCCACCUCAACCUCCGCCACCACGCCGACGACGACGCCGACGACGACGAGAGCGUGGCUCUCUGCAGCGCCGACGCCUUCUUCGCCGCCGGCGGCCACCUGACGCGCGAGCAGCGCCGGGAGUGCGGCGGCGACGCGAAGCUGCUGUACGCGCGCUCCUGGGACGCCUCGCUGCUGCAGCACGCGCACACGGCGUGCCGCGCAACCUUCGACGCCGCGCUGGGCCGCACUGCGCCUCUCGUGAUCGUCGACAACGUCAACGCGAAGCGGGAGCAGUACGCGUACUAUUCGCGCAGGGCGAGGCGCGCGGGCUACGCGGUGGUGGUGCUCGAGGUGGUGUGCCCCCCGGGGGAGGCGGCGCUGAGGGCCUUCCACGAGCGCAACGCGCACGGCGUGCCAAUGAAGGCGAUGCAGCUGAUACGCGCCAAGUGGGAGCACGACGACAGCGCAGCACGCAUUCUCCCGCACGGCGUGACCGCUACUGCGGGUGAGGCGGGUGGUGCUACUGCGGUGGCGGCGAUGCAGGCGGCGGCGGCUGCGACGGUGGGCCAGCCGCGAGAGUCGCUGCUGCGCUGGCUGAGCCGCAACCAGUGCGUGCACUACUCGCACUCCCGCGCCAAGACGCACCUGCUGAUGGCCGUCAACGGCGAGGCGGCGGCCUUCGUCAACAUUCCACCCGCGCUGCGCGGCGACUUCCAUGCAGUGUACGCGGCCGACGCGACGCCCAAGUACGUGUGCGAGCUGCACCAGAAGAAGUUCCGUCUGUACCUCGACAUCGACCUCGAGGUGCGGGAAGGCGAGGAGCUGCUGAGCCGCGCGGCCCAGCUGGAGCUCGCGGCGUGCCUGCGCGAGGUGCUGGGCAGGCAGGAGUUUGAGGACAUCGUCACGGACGCCGACGCGCCGGUUGUCGUCACCGCGGCGCGGCCCACGCCCGUCGCGGCGGCCGCCAAGGGUGCCGGUGCCGGUGGUGGCGCCAGCGGCAGCGGCAGCGGCGGCGGCAAGGUGCGGCUUGGCAUCCACCUGCACGUGCCCGGCUCGCAGUGCAGCACGGGCGACGCGCUGGCGGUGCGCCAGGCGCUCGUCGACAUGCUCUCCGGCGGCUGGUCCUCUGGCUCCGGCUCCGGCUCUGGCUCCCGUGCCGGCUCCGGCUCCCGUGCCGGCUCCGGUGCGGCGCCGCCGGCGCUGCGCGCGUGGCGGCCGCUUGGGAGCGUCGACUGGGAAACCGCGCUCGACAGGCAGGUCUACGGCGCGGGCUGCGGGCUGCGGAUGCUCGGAUCGCUCAAGGUGAAGAAGGGCGUGCGCGUCGGCGAGGGACGCCCGUACGCGCUCGUCGGCGGCGUCGGGCGCGGUGGCGAGGAGGUGGGUCUGGGAGAGGCCGCGCGCGACUCGGCGGCGCUGCUCGAGCUGAAAAUGCGGACGAUCGAGCUGGACGGCAAAGUCAUCAAGCUGCAGAUUUGGGACACGGCGGGGGUCGAGCGGUUCCGCCAUAUCAGCAGCACCUACUACCGCGGCACGCACGGCAUCAUCGUCGUGUACGACAUCACCAACCUUGACUCGUUCAACAACGUCAAGUGCUGGCUGACGGAGAUCGACAAGUACGCACGCGAGAACGUGCAGAGGAUGCUGGUCGGCAACAAGCUCGACCUCGUUGAGGAGAGCCCGCACUUGCGGCAGGCCAAGGCGGGCAACCUCUACUACGAGAUGAAUCGCUCCCUGCGCGACCGCACCGGGCCGGGGCGCGCGCAGAUGAUGAAGACGUGGGGCGUGUGCGUCCACUACACACUCAAGGCGCUCGCGCCGCUGCCCGACUACGAGGGCGCCUGCUACCGCGGCUUCCCAGAAAGCGACAAGGCCAACAUCGUGCGGCAGUACCUCAAGCGGCGGCCCAUCCAGUGGGGUGCCUUCACCAACCUCGACCACCACGAAAGAGGCCUCAGGCGUGAAGGCGACCCCACAAUCACCAUAUCUGCAUAUGUCUAG